AUGUUCUUUACCACAGUCACUGAAUUGACCAACAUCUUGUUUAAGGGAUGGAACACACACACUUGGAAAGAUGUCUGCACAUCAGCAAUUAUUAUUUGUGCACUGACCAUUAUUUUCGAAGGUCUUAAGGCCGGGAAGUCUUACGUAAAACUGAGGCAACAGAAGAGACAUGAAGUCGCCAAAGAGGAAGAUCAAAACAAUGAGUUUGGUUUAGAGAUCACUUCCAUGCGUGCAGAACUCAUUGCUGCCUCCUCGUCUGGUGCUGAGGAAAUUAAGAUAAAGAGGUUCUUCUUUUUAUGUGAAUCGCUGAUUCAUAUGUUUAAUGCUGUCUUUGGAUACAUAUUAAUGCUGCUGGUGAUGACAUACAGCGUAUGGUUUAUUGUGGCUGUUGUAGUUGGUUCGGCUGCAGGUUACUUCAUCUCUCACCCAGUAUUGGAGCACCUAACUGCAGAAUUCUUCCCACCUGAGGAUAGACAAGGGGAUCAUUCUUCUGGCAAGGGUGAUGGGCAUCAGGAAGGAUUUGGCAGCAUCUCUACAACUGGCACGAAUCAAGGUGCUGUCUUAUAA
Messenger RNA from Candidula unifasciata, 567 nucleotides. The record is from the annotation of a GenBank genome assembly. NCBI's taxonomy places the organism in Eukaryota, Metazoa, Mollusca, Gastropoda, Stylommatophora, Geomitridae.